AUGAACCGAAUAGUCUACUUGGGGGUGGCGGUGGCGGGGCGCAGCCGCGGGGUGGCGGCGGCGGCGGCGAGGCACGAGGUGGCGGGGGAGCUGGAGCUCGCUUCCGCCGGCGGAUUGGGUGGCGGCGGGGGCGACGAGCUUGUUGAUCCUGACCAGCUCACCUACAUCGAUGAAAAACUUCAAAAUAUCCUGGGUCAUUUCCAGAAGGAGUUUGAAGGUGGAGUAUCUGCUGAGAACUUGGGGUCACAAUAUGGGGGUUAUGGUUCAUUCUUGCCUACAUACCAGCGCUCUCCUCCUGCCUUAUCUCAAUCUGGAAGCCCUGCAGUUCUACCCAACCAUGGCAGUGCCUCGAGAUCACCAUAUAUACCACUGGAGAGUGUACAGAAAAACCAUUUUGUCAAGCAAGCUAUAGAUGGAAGGAGGAAAAACAAUUACUGCCAAAGAACAUCCAGUGAGAAUGAUAGUAAUCACUCUCAACAGUUGUUGAACAGUGGUCCUGAGCAGAAGACAGCAAAAAUACGUAUCAAGGUGAACAAUAAAUGCCUAGAAAGAAAUAAUGCUGCUAUCUACAGUGGCCUGGGCCUCGACAUUUCUCCUUCCUCAUCUAUAGAUGACAGUCCACAAUGGAGCAUCGAGGCUCCUGAAUCAAAACUUUUUCCUGAUGAAUCUGCAGAUACCAUUUUUCAGAUAAUGACCUGCCAUUCUGUUCCUGGAGGACUUUUGCUCUCGCCUCUUGCAGAAAAUGUUCUGGAACUGAGGCAAAAAUCAACAGCUGUAACUAAGAAACAUGAAGCUCCUGUAUACGAUAAUGACAAGGAAGAGCUACAAAGGAACUGUUGUCAUACGAGCUCUGCUGCACCAGAUAACAACUAUCAGUUGGUGAAGAAAAUCAAACUUGAUGAACAGAGGGAUCACCUUCCUGAGUUCGAGAAUUCAAAAUACAGGCAUAAGAAUGCAACAAUUAUGAAAAAGGGAGCUAAGCCUGAGUUGAAGGAUAUUUCAGAUGAAAUAGAUUCUAUCCGUGCACCAAGAUGCGCGAAGACAGAAAAACAUGCAGUUGGGGAAUCAGCAGACUUUAUAGCUGAUACUUCAGGUCGCCUAAAGGAAGCGAAAAAUGGUCAAUUCAAGGGGAAAGGUAGUACUCAGAGUUCAUUGUCAAUCAUUGAUGUUAAAGCUGCUAAUUCAGCAAAUGAUGAUAAACAUCCAAAGGGCAAAGCAAAGUUAAAAGUAACUUUAGUAAGAAAUGCUAAGAUGGAAAGUUCACUUGAUGAUGGAUUUUCACACAAAACUAAAUCUGAUAAAUGCAAUGAUCAACCUGUUACCACUUCAAGUCAACUGCAAAUUGAUCCUGCUAAGAAAACGUCACUUAAGAGAGACCGAGGGAAAGUGGUGUGUGCUAAAGAUGAACCAUCACAGUACAAAAGCAAGGAAUUGAGAAGUUUGGUUGAUGCAGAGUCCAUGGGUACUACCACAGAAAAUGUAGCAGGAAAUUCUUCUGAAUUACUGAAAGGGAAGAAAGUGUCCGCCUUGCAAGCUUCCCUGUUUGGGAAGAAACUCAAAAUUAAGACUCACAAAAAACCAAACUAUGAUACCACUAGAAAACCUAAUGGUGAAAACGAGGGUUAUGUGUUGGACCAUAGAAAUGGUUCGACUUACUUACAUACUGAAGAUAAGAGCUUGAAGACUGAGAAAGAGUCUGCUACAUCUGGAUUGACUGAUAAGGAUUUUUCAGGUGGUGGGAAUGAUGGGGACCACAAAAUCUCUCCCAUUGUUGUUGAUAAGUCUGCAUCUAUGCCAUCAAGGUGCAAGAAUGAAACUACAGAAGCAUCCAUGGCAGUUCCUGCUUCUGAACCUGUUGAUCAAUGGGUGUGCUGUGAUAAGUGUGAGACAUGGCGCCUUUUACCUUAUGGGAUGAAUUCAGAUACACUUCCAAAAAAAUGGCGGUGUAGCAUGCAGAGUUGGCUGCCUGGGAUGAAUAACUGCAAACUAAGUGAGGGUGAGACUACAAAUGCCAUACGUGCACUUUAUGUGGUUCCCAUACCUGAAAAUAACAUCAGUUUAGAUAGUCGUUGUGAUACUGCUACAUUGGUUAGAUCCAAUGAUGCAGCCAUUAUGUCAGAUAAUUUAGGAAUGCCAGAAAUAUCAAAGUCUUCGAAGAAACUACAUGCUCCUAGGAAUCGUGAUGGUCUUGACUGCUUUCCUAAACUCAAGGAAAAACAGAAGCGCAUAGAAUCAUCAGAUAAAGGACAAACUAUGGCAAAAGAUCGGAUGCAUCGAAAACGGAAGACCAGUGGUGCUGAUUAUGAUAACCUGAUAGCAUCAAAGAAAUUGAAGAAAGUAUACAAUGAGCCUCCAAAGCACCAACCCCCUCAGUUUGAACUAAGCAAAAGUAGACCUUCAACCAAGGGAUCUCUAAAAGAAUUGCCGAAGCAUACUAAUAUUUCACCUGGCAUGGGAAAGCAUGCUUUACCUUCAUCAGGUAAGCAGUUUUGUGAUGGAGAUAACUCAGAUAGGGGUGCUAGAGCUUCGGAUGCAGGAAAAUCUGAUCCUCGGGACUUGUUCAUUAAGAAGAACAAAUCAAAACAAAUGCAGUUAAGACAGCAUGGUCCUGAUCCUCGACCUAGUGAUGCCUUUGCAAAACAUGUUGUAAAAGAAGUGUUAAGUGAAAGUAAUGCUGCCAAGGAAAAGCUUGGGUCAGACCUGAAAUUUCUGAAGGUAGAUGAUCAUGAGAAAUCUGCUCAUGCCAGAGGCCCUGUCACUGGGACUAAUAGCAAUGCAAUAUUCAGUGAGAAAGAGGAUUUAAUUGAGCAACACCUGGAGAAUAUCCAUUUCCAGCACCCAUUGCUCUCUGAAAGCUCAGUCAGGAGGAAUAUCUGUAAUGUACAAGCAUCUACAGCUGCCACUUCCAGUUCAUCCAAGGUGUCUAGCUCCCACAAGAAUAAACCUGAAUUUCAAGAAACAAGGACCUCACCUGUAGAGUCAGUUUCUUCAUCACCCUUGAGAACUUCUGACAAGAAACACUUGGAUCGGCAUAGAACGAAUUCAUAUGCAGUGGCAGAAAUUGUGCAUUCUCAGGAGUCAGUGAAAACUGGUGCUUCAUGCUCGAAGGAAAAAUAUGGUUUUGAAUGUGGUUCUGAUCACACGAAACCUCAUGUUUCUGGUUGCUCUAAUAGAGUCAUGCAUCAAGAUGCUUUGGAGGAUGGGGACUUGGAUAAACAAAAUAUAUUGACAAAUGGAGUCUUUAACAACAGAAGUUCUGGGCUUGGUAUAAGGAAUGACCAAGGCCAACCGAAUUCUUUGGUGGAACAGAAAGUUAAUUCGCAUGUCCUUCCAAUACAUGGCAGCGGUGAUUUCAGAAGGCCAACACCUGAUCAAAAUGGGAAGACAUUGCCUCAAUAUAAUUCAAAUCAAAGUGACCAAGCAAAACUGUCUUCUGGAAAGCAUCCUACACAGGUUAGGCCUGAUAAAGGGAAUGUAGAAUACAUAGACCUGAAAACAAAUCCAUCUACUGUAGCAGGAAGCAAGCUGUUGCCCGGAUUAAACAAUAAAGUAAAUGGAAAUGCCUCCAAUAAGUCAAAACAGUCUGUAGUUGAAAAUAUGAAGCAUGCAGCUAUUCAUGUCGAUGCUUCAACUCCAAUUAAUGCAUCUGCUCUGCUGAAGGAAGCUAGAGAUCUGAAGCACUUGUCUGACCGCUUAAAGGGGAAGGGGGAUGACCUUGAGAGUGCAAACAUUUGUUUCGAGGCUUGCCUAAAAUUUCUCCAUGUUGCAUCUCUCAAGGAGGCUGCUGGUGUUGAUAGCUCCAAACAAGGGGAUCCAAUAAAUACUAUGACAUUAUAUUCUGAUACUGGAAACCUUUGUGGAUUUUGUGCCCGUGAAUUUGAGCGACUUAAGAAAAUGGCAAAUGCUGCUUUGGCAUAUAAAUGUGUGGAAGUGGCAUACAUGAAGGCAGCUUUCUACAAGCAUCCUGGUGCAAUUAAAGAUAGCCAUGCCUUGCAGGCAGCAUCUGUGAUUGCUCCUCCAGCUGAAUCACCGUCGUCUUCUGCCUCAGAUGUUGAUAAUUUAAAUAACCCAAGUACAAUAGCUAAGAUUGUUUCAACAAGAGGUCUAUGCACUUCUCAGAUUGCUAAGAAUCCCAUAUCUCGGAGCAAUCAUCACUUGAUGGGAUUGCUUGCUUAUGUAGAGGACACAAAUUAUGCAUUUGAGGGAACCAGAAAGUCGCAAAGUGCAUUUUUUUCUUAUCUUUCUGGUAUUGAAAAAGAUCAGGCUGAUGGCAUUGCUCUUUUAACGGAAGUCCUUAAUUUCAGUUUCCAUAAUGUCAAGGGGCUGCUGCAACUGAUCCGUCAUUCAUUGGAGUGUAUCAACCAUGAAAGGUUCAAAUAAUAGAAUGGGCAUUCUUAAUGUGAAUAGAGAUAUAUGUUGGCAAUGUUUCUAUAUGUUGUUUUACAAUAGAUGCCUCCAGUAUGGGUGCAAGAAUGGAGCAAGAUUAGCAAUUUGCUAACAGAGGAAAUUUAUGAUGUGUGGUUAUCACCUGGAAGUAUUUUCUCUGUGGAUGAACAUUUUGACCUGUGCCAACUGGGGUUUUACAUAAAAUUUAGCAACAAGUAUAAAUUGCUACAUUCAACAUUCUCAGUUUCAAUGUCUGAUUAGUCCCCGAUUCCAUUGUUGAUGUGAACCCAGUUGUCACCUAUUUCAUUGUUGUACCGGGACAAAAUUUCAUUGGGACAAUGUUGAAUUGAACAAUCUAUUCCUGAGUUCCUACAGAAGCAUAGGUCAGGGCAGAGGAGAAUAUUCUACUUUUCCUCACCUUCUAUUGGUCUGUCGAUGAAGGUUCCAAUAG
This is a messenger RNA of Oryza sativa Japonica Group (Japanese rice), 4837 nucleotides long. Its product is annotated as cysteine-tryptophan domain-containing zinc finger protein 5-like. Gene Ontology annotation, molecular function: zinc ion binding. The record is from RefSeq and is a predicted model, not a curated record. Lineage: Eukaryota; Viridiplantae; Streptophyta; Magnoliopsida; Poales; Poaceae.